GCGUCGGCGAGCCGGUCAUUCUCGUCGCGGCGACCUCCAUGCACAGUGGCAAGGUGACGCCACGGAACGAGCCGUCGGGCUUUGACACGGUCGACCUCGGGCUACCGCCGGCCUUGCGCCCGUCGACCGACUCGGGCAACCUACCGGCGCCGCCCGCGCUCAAGUCGAUCCUUCUCGCGCCGUUCACGUGGCUGCGCGCGUCGUCGUCCAAGACGCUCUCGGGUCGCGUCGCGCCCGACCGCCUCUCGAGCCGCAAGAGCAUCGCGAGCCAGCACUCGUCGCAGUUGAUGCGCUGGGACUUUGACGCAGGCCUCGAGACCAACCAUUUGCGGCAAAUGGAUAACCUCCAGACCAUCUUUGGCAUCGUCGGGGCCUACGCCGCCCUCGACGUCUCGUUCGACGCGCUCAACCUCUUUAUGAACGACGUCAAGCUCGGGUACGUCGAGGCACCGGACCUGCCGUUCCACCGCUACUACCACAACUUUACCCACGCCAUGGACGUCACCCAGACGCUCUUUGCGAUGCUGCACUUUAUCGAGCCAUUGGACCCGAUCCUCGGGCCGGUCGAGAAAGCCAUCACGCUCAUUGCCGCGCUUGGUCACGACAUCCACCACCCCGGCGUCACCAACCACUACAUCGUCGUCGCCAAGCAUGCGUAUGCACUCGAAUAUGGCGACGGGUCGGCCUCGGCGCUCGCCACGACCAGCGUCAAGGUCUGGGGCGUGCUCGAGCGCAUGCAUGCCGCCGAGACGCGGCGACUCGUGACCAAACACCGGCUCCUGGGCCAGUUCCGGCCAACGACCCAAGUGCAGCUCGAGAAGCUCUUGAUGGCGUGCAUUCUCAAUACCGACAUGGCGCAGCACGAUGGCUUACUCAAGCAUAUGCAGUCGCUCGUACACGCCCGACAGAGUCCGUUAUGCGCCGACGACACGCGCGUGCUCUGCUCGUUCUUUUUGCAUUGCGCCGACUUGAGUAAUGCGGCCAAGCCAUGGAAGACUGCCGAGCGCUGGGCGUCCCUCAUCACCCAAGAGUUUUUCGAGCAAGGCCAAGCCGAGAAGCGACGCGGCAUGCCGGUCUCGCCCAACUGCGACGCAACCACGACCAUGGUGCCGGAGCUCCAAAUCAAAUUCAUCAACUUUGCGGUCCUCCCGUGCUUUACAAUUCUGCAAGCGCUCUUUCCAUUGGCGGCCGAGACGGUGACGCACGCCUUGACCAACAUCCGUCACUGGGAAGCCAAGCGGGAAGACGAGCUCACCCUCGAGCAGCGCGUCAUCAUUCGAGCGAUCGCAGUCGAGACCAACCUAACGGCUGAGUGGACGAAAAUGCAAGAGCAAAAGGACUCGGGCGACGCGUCGCUUCAUCGCCGCGAGUACGUCUGGGCCAAGCGGCUUUGCUACCACCCGGCGUACCUUGUGUCGUUGGCACUGGUCUCCAUCUACCUCGUGAUCGAGCCCAGCGUGCGCGAGAUGGCCACGUCCCACGCCGCCGACAUGGCCCUCAAUGCAUUCUUGCUCACUUUGCUUGUGGUCGUGCUGGCCGAUAUGACGCUAACCGCGCUCGCCGACCACAUGUAUUGUGGCAGCUUUUUCAGCUUUUUGGACAUCGCAACUGCGAUUUCCAUUGUGCUUGAAGUGUGCAAUUAUGGGCCGCACGCGACCUACAACAUUUGCUUUGGAAUCGUCUUGCCCGAAUUGCUGCAGCCGCGGAUUGUGCGCGUCGCAAGAGUCCUCCGCGCGGUCCACGCCGUGCCGCUGCUUCUCUUCCGCCUCUUUGCCCAUGCACCGCCGUCGACACCGUCCGUUGCUGCGUCCGAGACAGCGUCCGACGUCGACGACGACCGAUCGACACCGAUGGCGUUCUCGCGGCGGGACAUUGCCCGGCUCUUUACACGGCUUGCGUCACGGACGUCCGAUGUGGUCCGGCCCGCGGCGAUCGAGCGGCUCGUCGCCGAGGCGUACAACGGGAUCGACGUGCCGCCCCACGCAGCCCGCAAUGUGCUUGCGUACUUCACGCCGUCGCAUGCGAGCAAGUCGUCGUUCGUCGAGUUUGCCCAUGCGCGGUCCGCGCCCCGCAUCGGCAUUUCACGCGGGUCGUUUGCUCGUGGCAUUCGCCAUAUGGAGCUCAAGCACGACGGCGCCCCCGACUUGUUUAUGGAUGCGGCGCCGCGGCCCGCGGCCGAGCGCAUGGUUGGCCGGGAACUCAGCGACAUUGUCAUCAAGCGUAUUCUGGUGUUGGUGCUCUUGGUUUUGAUUGUGGUGCCGCCGCUGAUCUGGGAAGCUGACGCUGACCGAGACGUCUACUCGUACAGCCUCGAGAGUCUGCAUGCGAGUGCCUUGACCAACGCGUCCGCGUCGGUGCUCCAGGCCGACUUGGCGUUGUUCGUGACGACCUUGACGCCGAUAUUUCUUCAGCUGUACAACGUCUCGGCGGCAACGAUCGAGUCGUCGACCAACGGUGUGCUUGCGACCAACGAUGCAACCUUGCUGGCGCAGUAUCGGUACGACCAGCUCGAGAGCGUCCAAGUCUUUGGCUGCGACCCGUCUUUGCUCGUCACGACCCUCUCGACGCGCACUGCAUCGCCCGGCGAGUGUCUCUCGACUGCGCUCUUUGACGUGACGGCAUCCCGCGUGCAGUCGGCGCAAUGGAGCGCGCUGAGCACGCUGCUCUGCUUUCUCUGCGUCAUGGUGUCGGUGCUGUACCUCGACUACGAGACCUAUACCACUGUGAUCCACCCGAUCGAGAGCAUGCUUCAUGUCGUCCAGCGUCUCGCAAUCAACCCGCUUCGUUCGAUUCCAUGCUUGGCCGGCGAAGCUUCAAAUGAGAUCUUACUGCUCCAGAACACACUGGCGAAAAUCGCGUCUUUGAUUCAAAUUGGGUUUGGCGAAGCCGGCGCCGAGAUUCUCUCGGGCAACAUGCUCGAAGGCGACCUCAACCCGAUGGCCGAAGGCAAAAAGGUCUAUGCGAUCUUUGGCUUUUGCAGCAUCCGGGACUUUGCCGAUGCGACCGAGAAGCUCAAGGAAGAGAUCAUGACGUUCACAAACCUCAUUGGUGAUGUCGUCCACCGGCACGUCCACGCGCUCAACGGCCAUGCCAACAAGAACAUUGGCCAAGCCUUUCUAUUGGUGUGGAAGGUGCCCGCGACGUCGAUCGAAUAUGCUCUUGUCAACGGCAAUCAAACACCGCAGCACAUGUCGCCCAAGAAGAACUCGUUACUGACCGUCAUGGAGAGCGACAACAUGCGGCAGCGCGGCAAGCUCACGAUCGCCGACAAGGCGCUCAUCUCGUUCUUGAAAGUCCAGCUCGAAAUGCACGAUGCCGAGUCGCUCAAGGCCUAUGCCCAUGUUUUGCCCAAGGACCAUCCAAUGGGGUUUGGGUUGCACGUGGGCUGGGCCAUUGAGGGCGCGAUCGGGUCGCGCUACAAGAUUGACGCAUCGUACUUGAGCCCGGACGUCAACAUGUCGUCGCGUCUCGAAGGGGCGACCAAGCAGUUUGGCGUCACGCUGCUCGUGUCCCAUACCUUUCACAAACUGCUUUCGGCGCCGGUCCAAGCCAUGUGCCGACUGAUUGACUGCGUGACGGUCAAGGGCAGCGAGAAGCCGCUCUCGCUCUACACGUUUGACAUCUACGACGACCUUGGCGCCCACGCAACGAACGCGCUCAGCUGCGUUGACGACCUCCAGAAGCUCCAAGCGCGCAUGCCGGUUGAGUUUCGCAUUGCGUUCGACUCGGGUGUCGCCAAGUAUUUGGAAGGCAACUGGCCAGAAGCGACGCUGCAGAUUGAACACGCGCUCUGUUUUGCGCCGACCGAUGGACCGUCGAAAGCGCUGCUGCGGGUCAUGGCCGAGCACCACGGCCAAGCGCCGAGUGCCUGGCAGGGCUACCGCGCCUUGACCGAAAAAUAGGUCGAGAAAUCAAGAUAGAAUGCAACAUUAGAUCGCACUCGACAUCGA
Molecule: messenger RNA, 3950 nt
Organism: Saprolegnia diclina VS20
Lineage: Eukaryota; Oomycota; Saprolegniomycetes; Saprolegniales; Saprolegniaceae
Exons: 3
Coding region: 39-3902 (1287 amino acids)
Biological process (GO): intracellular signal transduction; cyclic nucleotide biosynthetic process
Molecular function (GO): 3',5'-cyclic-nucleotide phosphodiesterase activity
Source: RefSeq, a predicted model, not a curated record